UUUCUGACUCAUCAAUCAAAUAUGGCGUCUGGUAGAUAGCACAUCUGUCAUUUCAAAAAUUAAAGUGUUAAUUUCGUCGUCAUCGCUUGUAAACAGCAAAGUGUGACCAUGUUUCCGUCAAUAUAAAACGUACUCGGUGCUAAAACACUUGAAAAAAUGGUCGAAAUCGACUUCAUCCAAAAAGAAUACCCUUUACACUGGUUGGUGUGGCAGAACGACUAUAAACAGUUGGAUAUUUUACUGAAAAAGAAAGAGGACGAUAAAGAAAAGUUGGACAAUCGAGGGCGAACCCCGCUAAUGCUAGCCGUCACCUUGGGCCAUUUAGAGUCAGCUCGUUCGUUAUUGAAUAACGAAGCCAACGUAAACUGUGAAAAUGCAGAUGGCUGGACUGUUGUACAAGAGGCAGUGGCCACGGGUGACCCGGAACUGUUACAUAUGGUUUUAGAACGGCGCGAUUUUCAACGAUAUUCGAACCGCAUGGCUGGCAUUCCAGAACUGCUCCAGAAACUCAAAGAAGCGCCAGAUUUUUACGUGGAAAUGAAGUGGGAGUUCACUAGUUGGGUGCCUCUGGUCUCACGAAUGUGCCCCAGCGACACUUACAAAGUCUUCAAACAAGGCUCUAAUGUCCGGAUAGACACCACUUUGCUAGGCUUUGACCACACGAGCUGGCAGAGGGGCAACAGAAGCUACGUGUUCCAAGGCCACAGUGAUGGGGCAACAAUGAUGGAAAUCGACCAUGACAUCCAACAGGUCUAUUGUGAGGAGAUGAAGGCGCCUGACGAGGCUCUUGGCGUUUUAAUCCCAACCGAAGAAUCGGUCUCUCAAAGACUGACAACCCCCAUAGUCACGACAUACGUGGACACGGACAAGAUCAGUUUCGAGAGGAAUAAAGCGGGCAUGUGGGGCUGGAGAUCUGAUAAAAGUGAAGCGGUGAACGGGCACGAGUGUAAAGUCUUCAGUGCGUCGAACGUGGAACUGGUGACGAAAACACGAACCGAACAUUUAACCGAAAGCGAUAAAGCCCGAAGUAGAAAUAAUAAAACACCACUACAGAAUUUUCUAGGCAUUGCGGAAGUUGAAGAGAAUCAAGCAGCCGCAGCCCUUCAAAACGAAUACACAAAGUCCAGUAAUCCGUGUAAUAUAACACCCGAGGAGUAUUUCGACUCGGCGGUGAAUUUACAAAAUCGAGACAUUGGCCGACCUAAAGAAAUUAGCGUUAAAGUGCAGAAAUUCAAAGCGAAUUUAUGGCUGUGUGAGCAAUACCCCCUAUCGCUGCCCGAACAGAUUCUUCCAAUUGUCGAUCUAAUGGCCAUUUCUAGCUCGCAUUUCGCCAAAUUGAAGGACUUUAUACAGAUGCAGCUGCCGUCGGGUUUCCCCGUCAAAAUCGAAAUCCCCCUCUUUCACGUGCUAAACGCGAGGAUAACAUUCGGCAACAUUUUCGGUAUAGACGCGGAAGUGGCGCACGUCCACCGGAUACAGGAAGAGGACAGAUUAACGUGUGUUUUAGACGAGUGUAUUUUCCAAUGUCCCUCAGGAUAUUCUCAGAUUGGUAAUGCUGCGUCCGACGGCCGCAGACAGUUCAGUAUGGAAGAGGAAGACGAUUUGUUACAAUUUGCAAUUCAGCAGAGUUUAAUUGAUGCCGGGACGGAAAAGGAAGAGGUGGACAUUUGGGAGGCCUUGAAAGCCCAGAAACCGUCGCGACCUGCGACUCCAAACCUCGUAGGUGAGGAGGAAAGGCAGUUGCAAAGAGCUAUUCAGGCCAGUUUAGAGCUUUAUCAAAAGAGUACAGAUAGCAGUGAGACUAACGCGGCCGCUGAUCCUGACAUAGAUUCGGACCUGCACAUGGCUCUCAUGCUGUCAGAGCAGGAACGCCGAAAGCAGGAAGAGCAAAGAUUGCAAGAGGAAAAAAUCCUUGAGGAAAUACUACAAUUGUCUCUGACGGAGAAAUAAUUAGGGCCAAAAUAUACAUUUUUAACGAAAUUUUUUCAUACCUCAUUCGUAGCAAUAGCUUUGGGAUGAUAACAAAGCUCGUUCUUUUGACUUAAUCAUUGUAACUUUAUAUUCCAAAUCAAUGCUCCGGGUUAUACUUAAUCACAGUUUCGGUUAUUUGAUCGUUCCUAUUAUUUAUUAUGAUGUUCAGAGUUUUAUUUAUAACGUACCAUGUAACAGGUGCUUAAGUGACACAGUAAAUCAAUUUUGUUUGUUAACGAUAUGUACAUAAUCUUUAAUAAAAUGUUUCUUCCAAUAAAA
This is a messenger RNA of Tribolium castaneum (red flour beetle), 2250 nucleotides long. RefSeq lists its product as uncharacterized. Gene Ontology annotation, molecular function: protein binding. The coding region runs from base 157 to 1950 and encodes 597 amino acids. Gene Ontology annotation, cellular component: cytoplasm. The record is from RefSeq and is a predicted model, not a curated record. Lineage: Eukaryota; Metazoa; Arthropoda; Insecta; Coleoptera; Tenebrionidae. The transcript has 10 exons.